Molecule: messenger RNA, 228 nt
Organism: Emiliania huxleyi CCMP1516
Lineage: Eukaryota; Haptophyta; Isochrysidales; Noelaerhabdaceae
Product: 40S ribosomal protein RPS15A
Exons: 2
Coding region: 1-228 (75 amino acids)
Biological process (GO): translation
Cellular component (GO): cytosolic small ribosomal subunit; ribosome
Molecular function (GO): structural constituent of ribosome
Source: RefSeq, a predicted model, not a curated record
AUGGGGGGGUUUAAGAUUGGGGACGACCCCGGGUGGGAAAAAAUUGGGGUAGAGUUAAUGGGGCGCUUCAAAAAGGGGGGGGUCAUUUGGGGGAGUUUGGAGGUUUCCCAAAAGGAAAUGGAGAAGGGGGUUGUAAACCUGGGGCCUGCGGACCAGUUGGGCAUCAUGGACCACGAGGAGGCGAGGCGGAAGCACACCGGAGGGAAGGUGCUCGGCUUCUUCUAUUAG